Messenger RNA from Aspergillus uvarum CBS 121591, 1488 nucleotides. RefSeq names its product tellurite-resistance/dicarboxylate transporter family protein. Bases 251 to 1444 code for a protein of 397 amino acids. Gene Ontology annotation, molecular function: malate transmembrane transporter activity. Gene Ontology annotation, cellular component: membrane. The transcript has a single exon. The record is from RefSeq and is a predicted model, not a curated record. Gene Ontology annotation, biological process: malate transmembrane transport. NCBI's taxonomy places the organism in Eukaryota, Fungi, Ascomycota, Eurotiomycetes, Eurotiales, Aspergillaceae.
AUGCUAUAUCUGUGCUGCUCCGCUUCUAUACUGGGUUUGUGGUUCACACUCAUUGGCUUUAUCAACAGAUUCGAAUUGGCUGUGCUAAACUCAUCACGGACCCUCACUUGGGCCUGAAUGCAGCUAUACAACUUCUUGUCGCUCAUUUCUACUAUUAAAACUUGCGCCAUUUCCAUUAGAUAGCCAUCACUGCAGUCAUUCUUCUUCAUCUCCAUCUCCAUCUCCAUCUCCAUCUCUUUGAUAACACAGUAUGCUUGGGCAAUACCCGCCUCCCGGCACCUCCUGCUCGGACCUUACGACAUACCAACAUGAGCUUAAAGCCUCCAAAUACUCUAGUUCCACCAAUGUGUCUCUACGGGACCGUCUGCGUCACUUUACCUGGGCCUGGUAUACUCUGACUAUGAGCACCGGCGGCCUAGCCCUCCUGCUGGCCAGCCAGCCCUACUCCUUCUCCGGAUUGCAACAGAUCGGGCUUGCGGUCUACAUCAUCAAUCUGGCCUUCUUUGCUUUGCUGUGCAGCCUCAUGGCCACGCGCUUCAUUCUCCACGGCAACUUUCUCGACUCCCUCCGACACGACCGCGAGGGUCUUUUCUUCCCCACUUUCUGGCUUUCCAUUGCAACUAUCAUCACCGGACUCUACCGCUACUUCGGCGACACCACACAGCCUGCAUUCAUUUAUGCCCUUGAGGUGCUCUUCUGGCUCUACUGUGCCUUCACUCUGAUGACCGCUAUCAUCCAAUACUCCUUUGUGUUUACCGCGCACCACUACCCUCUACAAACGAUGAUGCCCUCGUGGAUCCUCCCCGCAUUCCCUAUCAUGCUCAGUGGCACGAUCGCCUCCGUCAUUGCCGAACAGCAGCCCGCACGUUCUGCCAUUCCCAUGAUUGUUGCCGGCACCACCUUCCAAGGUCUUGGCUUCUCCAUCAGUUUCCUCAUGUACGCGCACUAUAUCGGACGGCUCAUGGAGACGGGGCUUCCAUCCCGGGAACACCGACCCGGGAUGUUCAUCUGCGUUGGGCCCCCGGCUUUCACGGCCCUUGCCCUAAUCGGCAUGACCAACGGCCUUCCUGAGGAUUUUCAGGUCCUACAAGACCCGCACCCCUUUCAAGACGCGCAUAUCCUGCGACUCCUUGCCAUCGCCACGGGCGCCUUCCUCUGGGCCCUCAGUCUCUGGUUCUUUAGCAUUGCCAUCAUCGCCACCAUCCGCCUGCCACCUACCGCCUUCCACCUCAACUGGUGGGCUAUGGUGUUCCCAAACACGGGGUUUACCCUCGCGACCAUCACGUUGGGCAAAGCCUUCGAUAGCCCCGGGGUCAAGGGUGUCGGAUCUGCCAUGUCCAUCUGCAUUGUGGGGAUGUGGCUGUUCGUGUUUGUGAGCAAUGUUCGUGCCGUUGUGAAGCGGGAUAUUGUCUAUCCUGGGAAGGACGAGGAUGUAUCAGAGUGAUGUCGUUGAUCUUUGUUAUUUCGCCCUUUAUCCUCCACAGUCGU